GGCAGUGGGAGGGGGAGGUACCUGGGACUGGGAGUGAUGUCAGCUCCCAGCUCGGUGCCUGCCCGGAUUCCUGACAUGGUGUAGGGCCCAGAGGGUGGGGAAGGCUUGAGCGGGACGGGACAGAAUUGGGGUUUGCUAGCCUGCGGCGGGGCCCGAGUGCCGGAGCUUUGAACCCCGAGAGAAGGUGAACCAGAACUUUUGGAACUAGUGCCGGCGGCUUCCACACCCCAGGCCCCCUUAAAGGAGUUCAGGAAACUUUUGCUGAGAGCCUCAGUCAGAACUCAGCCCAUGAACUCUGCUAAGCAGUAUUAAAGAACUUUAUGGAUCAGUUUGCUAAUAAGUACGUGCAGAAUUUGAAGAGCUGAAGAAGAAACUCGGUAUUAAACCUGUGGUUUUUUUUUUUUUUAAUGCAGCAGGUCAUCAAGCACUUCUUGGUGAAACUGUAUCUGAGUGAUUCCAGAGGGACAGAAAACACUGGCUAAUUCUACUGAAGCAGCCGCAGGAUCCAGAAAGUGAUUUCCGCUUCCUCACUUUGUGGCCCUCCUUGAAUCAAUCCUCAGAAGAUCUAGGUUGGAAUUUGCCCUUGACAAAUAUCAAAAUGAUGAGUGACGCAAGUGACAUGUUGGCUGCAGCGUUGGAGCAAAUGGAUGGUAUUAUAGCAGGCUCUAAGGCCCUGGAAUAUUCCAAUGGGAUUUUUGACUGCCAGUCUCCCACUUCCCCAUUCAUGGGAAGCUUGCGAGCUCUGCACCUUGUGGAAGACCUGCGUGGAUUGUUGGAGAUGAUGGAAACCGAUGAGAAGGAAGGCUUGAGAUGCCAGAUCCCAGAUUCAACAGCAGAAACGCUCAUCGAAUGGCUUCAGAGUCAAAUGACAAAUGGACACCUACCUGGGAAUGGAGAUGUGUAUCAAGAAAGGCUAGCACGUUUAGAAAAUGAUAAAGAAUCUCUCGUUCUUCAGGUAAGUGUGUUAACAGACCAGGUAGAGGCGCAGGGGGAGAAGAUUCGAGAUUUGGAGUUUUGUCUUGAAGAGCACAGAGAGAAGUUGAACGCCACGGAGGAAAUGCUGCAGCAGGAGCUUCUGAGUAGGACAUCCUUAGAAACUCAGAAGUUGGAUCUGAUGGCUGAAAUAUCUAACUUGAAGUUAAAACUGACAGCUGUAGAGAAGGACAGACUGGAUUAUGAAGAUAGGUUCAGAGACACAGAGGGGCUAAUGCAGGAGAUUAAUGAUUUGAGGUUAAGAAUCAGUGAAAUGGAUAGUGAAAGACUUCAGUAUGAAAAAAAGCUGAAAUCAACCAAAUCUUUAAUGGCCAAACUUUCUAGCAUGAAAAUCAAGGUGGGUCAGAUGCAGUAUGAAAAACAACGGAUGGAACAAAAAUGGGAGUCACUGAAGGAUGAACUGGCGUCUUUGAAAGAACAACUGGAAGAGAAGGAAUCUGAAGUAAAAAGGCUACAAGAAAAAUUGUUUUCCAAGAUGAAAGGAGAAGAGAUUGAAAUUUUUGAUCGAGAUGAAAAUUUUAAAAAGAAGCUCAAAGACAAAAAUAUUGAAGUACAAAAAAUGAAAAAAGCUGUGGAGUCUUUGAUGGCAGCAAAUGAAGAAAAGGAUCGGAAAAUAGAAGACCUUCGGCAGUGCCUGAACAGGUACAAGAAAAUGCAAGAUGCGGUGGUACUGGCCCAAGGUAAAAAAGGCCAAGAUGGUGACUAUGAAGACCUGCUCACCACCACUUCCAUCUCCACUUUGCUGGAAGCGCAGGGGUUUAGUGAUCUGGAGAAAAGCCUAUCGUCUACCCCAAUAACCGGAUCUCCCAGCCAUGAAUCAUUUAACACCAGUGUUCCAGAAGAGUUCCACACCAGCAUCUUGCAAGUUUCAAUCUCUUCAUUAUUACCGGCGUCUAAAGGCGUGGAAAAUUCUGAAAAAGCAAAAUUGCCUCCUAAGCCAGAUACUUCAUUUGAAGAGAAUGAUGGAAAAAUAAUCCUUGGUGCUGCUGUUGAAACCCAGCUGUGUGAUAGUCUUUCGACUUCAAGUUUGCAAAAGUCUAGUAGCCUGGACAACCUGAAGAAAGAGUCAUCAGAUGGGGACAAAUCUCCAGUAGAAAGCCCGUUUCAGAGCCUCCCUCCCAAAGCUCCAGGACAUGAGGCCUCCGUGGAUGACAACCCCUUUGGCACUCGUAAAGCCAGAUCUUCCUUUGGUCGUGGCUUUUUUAAAAUAAAAAGUAACAAGAGGACAGCAAGUGCACCAAACUUGGAUCGUAAACGAAGUGCCAGUGCACCCGCCUUAGCUGAAACAGAAAAGGAGACAGCUGAGCACCUAGAUCUGGCUGGUGUAUCUUCUCGUCCAAAAGAUUCGCAGGGGAGCAGUCCCUUCCAGAUGUCUCCACCAUCUCCAGAUUCCAAAAAGAAAUCCAGAGGCAUCAUGAAACUCUUUGGGAAACUUAGGAGGAGUCAGUCAACGACCUUCAACCCGGAUGACAUGUCUGAAACUGAAUUUAAAAGAGGAGGGACAAGGGCAACUGCUGGGCCCCGAUUGGGUUGGUCACGAGAUUUGGGACAAUCUAAUAGUGACUUGGAUAUGCCAUUUGCAAAAUGGACCAAGGAGCAGGUUUGUAAUUGGCUUGUGGAACAAGGCCUGGGAUCCUACCUGAACUCUGGCAAGCACUGGAUUGCAUCUGGCCAAACGCUUUUGCAGGCUUCUCAACAAGAUCUAGAGAAGGAACUUGGAAUCAAGCACUCACUUCACCGAAAGAAACUCCAGCUGGCACUGCAAGCCCUGGGAUCUGAGGAAGAAACCAAUCACGGAAAGCUGGAUUUCAACUGGGUCACUAGAUGGUUGGAUGACAUUGGUCUCCCCCAAUACAAGACGCAGUUUGAUGAAGGACGGGUAGAUGGCCGAAUGCUCCAUUACAUGACUGUUGAUGACUUACUAUCUUUGAAGGUUGUCAGUGUGCUGCAUCAUCUCAGCAUCAAAAGGGCCAUCCAGGUCCUGAGGAUCAAUAACUUUGAACCAAACUGUCUACGGAGGCGGCCAUCUGACGAGAAUAGCAUCACCCCAUCAGAGGUUCAGCAGUGGACUAAUCAUCGAGUCAUGGAAUGGCUGCGUUCUGUAGACUUGGCAGAAUAUGCCCCCAAUCUCAGAGGCAGCGGUGUCCACGGUGGGCUCAUGGUUCUAGAACCUCGUUUUAAUGUAGAAACAAUGGCUCAGUUAUUGAACAUCCCACCAAGUAAGACCCUGUUGCGAAGACAUUUGGCCACUCAUUUCAACCUUCUGAUUGGUGCUGAGGCACAACACCAGAAACGUGAUGCCAUGGAGUUACCAGAUUAUGUACUUCUAACAGCCACUGCCAAAGUGAAGCCAAAGAAACUUACCUUCAGCAAUUUUGGGAAUUUGAGAAAAAAGAAACAAGAAGAUGGGGAAGAAUAUGUUUGUCCAAUGGAGUUGGGACAGGCAUCAGGAAACACAUCUAAGAAAGGAUUUAAACCUGGGUUGGACAUGCACCUCUAUGACGAAGAUGAUUUGGACCGGUUAGAUCAGAUGGAAGAUUCAGAAGGGACAGUGAGGCAGAUAGGUGCAUUCUCUGAAGGCAUCAACAACCUAACACACAUGUUAAAGGAAGACGACAUGUUUAAAGAUUUCGCUGCCCGUUCCCCCAGUGCCAGCAUUACUGAUGAAGACUCAAACGUUUGACCGUAGCACCUGGAUGAGCACUAGGAGCCCUUUCCACUUUCUUUCUCAAACACUCACAGUAUAUACAACAAGCAACAGAUUGUACAUUGUUUAUUGUUCCAACCUUUUUUCUCAUUUAAAAGUCGAAAUGGAAAGCAGGGGGGAUCUGUGCCUAUUCUAAAGUUGCCACGGAAAGUGAGACACUGGUGAAUGAGAGUAUAAUUGUUUUUCUGCUAUUUAAUGUAAAAAUAUGUGAUAUAUUAUAUUUAAAGUGUUGCAUUUAUUUUGAGUACUUUACUAUAGUGUUUCCAUUCACAUUCACAGUAUGGAAGAUUUGGGAAGCAGUAACCCGUACGUGGGUGAUUCUGCCACGUUGGUGUGACAUCUCGGCAGCCAUUAAAGCAGAACCUGACAUGCUUUCAAAAUCAAUAUGUGGAAUUUCUUAAAGCAUUCUGUGUGCCCAUUAAUGCCAGGCCACACCUUCACUUAGCUCUUAACUGUCCUGUUUUUAUAUAUUUUUCUAAAUACAUGUAUAUAUUUAAUACAUAGAAAAUAGAACUUUUAUUUUGUGACAGAAGGAAGAUGGUAAAAAAGAUCACAUUGAAAAAAAUACAGUGAUAAAAAUUUUUAUAUACCAGCUGGUUCAUGGAGAGGUCAAGAUGAUCUUUCUCCACAACUAAAUUAUAAAUUUUAAUGAUGUUGAUCAUUUGGACUGAAUUAGUAUACGUGAAAUAACACUUCUUUGAUGACAUAUUACAAAAUUGUUGAUUAGUUUUUUUUAAGAAUUUCAACUUUAAUCUUGGAUUCUUUUAAUUCAUAAGGAAGAACUCAAGAGAGAUUGAAAUACUAUUAACUUGAAUGCAUUCAGAAUCUCCCCCCAAAUUUGUAGAAAUAAUUUUUGAAGAAACCAAACAAAAACAAAAACCUUUACAGUAUUAAGCUUCUUAUUCUUCUCUUUGCUAAGUAUAUCAUUACAUCAAAAGUACUAACAGUCUGACUAAAUGAUGUUAAUUAUACAUUUCUUAGGCCAUUAAUGAAUGGAAUCUUUAAAAAGUGGAGUAUUUCUCUGAACAUUUGUCUUGAUCAGAGUUCAGUAACUGAGGCUGCAAAAUUAGUUUUAUAAUGGCUAUAUUGUAAUGAUAAAAUGUAGUUCAUGUUUUUCUGUAGCACGGG
Hipposideros armiger (great roundleaf bat) is the source of this 4828-nucleotide messenger RNA. It is a transcript of the gene PPFIBP1, whose product is annotated as PPFIB scaffold protein 1. Gene Ontology annotation, cellular component: presynaptic active zone. Lineage: Eukaryota; Metazoa; Chordata; Mammalia; Chiroptera; Hipposideridae. The transcript is spliced from 32 exons. The record is from RefSeq and is a predicted model, not a curated record. Gene Ontology annotation, biological process: neuromuscular junction development. Gene Ontology annotation, molecular function: protein binding. The coding region runs from base 599 to 3676 and encodes 1025 amino acids.